CGCUGAGCGGUGGUCGGAGUGCAGCAGCGCUUAUGGGCGAGACGCACUUUCUGGGGUUUUAAGGAAACGCUCUCGCGCUGAAAUGAACCAGAACCCGGUCUCCAGCGCGGAUUGACACGGAAACUUUUGCGAUGGCCGCAAAGGCGCAAAAGUAGCCGCAAGAGAGAGAGAGAGAGAGAGAGUGAGAGAGAGAGAGAGAGAGAGAAAGAGAGAAGGAAAGAAGGAGAGAGAGAGAGAGACACAGAGAGAAGGAGAGAGAGAGAGAAGGAGAGAGAGAGAGAAGGGGGGAGAGAGAGAGAAAGAGAGAGAGACACACACAGAGACACAGACAGAAGGAGAAUAUCUCCGCUCAGAUCGCCACCGCACGCAGGCGCAGGGCUGUAGAAUGAGAUCCCGCUGCAGCUUCUAACGGCAACAAAACCGAGUCGGAAAACCGUUUGUUUUUGUUUUCUUUUUUCGCCGUCUCCUGAUUUUCUGUCGCAACUCUGCUUCCGAGGCUGUUGUUUUGAACCGGUGAAAGAUCCUAAUUAUGGCGGGGAAAGGGACAUCACAAGGCACGGGAAUAUUGCUUGUGACGGCCAACGUCGGCUCUCUCUUCGAAGAUCCUGAAAACCUUCAGAAGACAUGGCUGAGGGAGUUCUAUCAGACGGUGCACUCACACAAGCCACACUUUGUGGCCUUACACUGUCAAGAAGUGGGUGGGAAAAAUUAUGAGGAGUCCAUGGCACACGUGGACAGCUUCGUCAAAGAGUUACUGUCCAGUGAUGCCAUGAAGGACUACAACAGAGCCCGUGUCUACCUCGAUGAGAACUACAAGUCUCCAGAGCAUUUCACAGCACUAGGAAGUUGCUACUUUAUACACGAAUCCUUAAAAACCAUCCACCAGUUUGAUUUCAAAGCCAAGAAGUUCAAGAAGGUGGUUGGCAAGGAGGUCUACUCGGACACUUUAGACAGCACGUCCAUGCUGGAGAAAGAGAAGUUCCCUCAAGACUACUUUCCUGAGUGCAAAUGGUCCAGAAAAGGCUUUAUCAGGACUCGUUGGACACUGGGGGACUGUGCCUUUGACCUGGUCAAUAUUCACCUGUUCCACGAUGCCUCCAACCUGAUAGCCUGGGAAAACAGCCCUUCUGUCUAUUCAGGCACAAGGCAGAAAGCUCUCGGCUAUGUUCUGGACAGGAUCACAGACCAGCGUCAUGAGAAGCUUCCAUAUUUCCUCUUUGGUGAUUUUAACUUCAGGCUGGACUCCAAGCAGGUUAUAGAGAGUUUGUGUUCAACAGCCACCAUGCAGACGGUUCGAACUGCAGACACCAACCAAGUGGACAAGCUCAUAUUCCGAGAGUCUGACAAUGACCGCAAGGUUGUGUUACAACUCGAAAAGAAGCUUUUUAACUACAUUAACCAGGAUGUUUUCCGGGAAAACAACGGAAUGCUGCUAUUAGAGUUUGAUAAAGAGAAGGCUGUCUUUAAGGAUCGUCUGCACGAGCUGGACAUUUCCUUUCCUCCCAGCUACCCAUACAGUGAGGACACCAGUCAGGGGAAGCAGUACAUGAAUACACGAUGCCCUGCCUGGUGUGACCGCAUCCUCAUGUCUUCUUCUGCCAAAGACCUGGUUGUAAAGCCAGAGGCUGAGGAGAAGUCAAUAACCUAUGACAAUAUUGGGCCCAAUGUCUGUAUGGGGGACCACAAGCCUGUUUUCCUGUCCUUUCGAUUAACCACAGGGGCAGGUAAACCUAAUGCAAAUAAGCACAAGUGUUGUGUCAUGCAGUGAUGUGAUAUAUGCUGCCAAAGAAUGGAGGGGAUUUCACCACAAGAGACCCUGUGAGAAACUCAGAGACAGCUGGAUACACACACUCUCUCACACACACUCUCAGAAAACCCUGAUAAGACUUUUCAGCAGGACUGACCAGUCGUAUUGAAACAAGUGCAAGCCAUCACACCAAAAGAUAUGGCGUGAUAUAAGAUUCAGGAACACACACCGAAUGUCAAGCACACAAACACAAACACAGCUUAUACCACACUCUUCUCUUGUUGGACACUUUUCCUGCAGAACACCAACACAUGGACAAACAAGUUAAAGGACAACUCUUCUUAUAUGACAUAGCCUUGUUUCCAAAACUCUAAUAGAAAAAUCAGAAGUACUACAUAUUUUAAAGACAAUACUUACGAUUUUUAGAUAUGCCUCUACAUUAUAAAAGAUACUUCCUAACUUGUGUAAGAUGUUUUAAGAAGUGCAAUGCAAAAAAAAUGUUGUAUAUGUAUAGUGUUAGGUUUAUUUGUACAUUGGAUAAUUAUAUAGUGGUGUUGAUGUUUUUUAGUGCUGUUUUCUUUCUAUUUUGGCAAGCUUGUGGGGGUCUCUCUCUCUCUCUCUCUCUCUCUCUCUCUCUCUCUCUCUCUCUCUCUCUCUCUGUCAGAUUAGAUUAGGUAUUUUUCAUUUAAUUUCAUUUCAACAAUUGACAUUAGUUUGCUUUCUUUCCUUUCCUUACUUUGAUGUGGGAGAAUCGUGUGCCAUUUUUCUGCCAUCCUCCAAGUCUCAUUUUAUAUACUGUACUUUUUAAAGAGAUGAUAAUUUAUUAUUCUUACCAAAAUGAUUACAGUGAGGUGUUGAUAGAAACUUGCCACUUGUCAGCUGAAACUGAAACUAGCUGAAUAGUUAGUUAUAUAUUAAAACACACAUCAUCUGAAGUGCACCUUUUUUUUUUUUUUUUUUUUUUUUUUUUUGCAGUCAUAUGAUUUUAUCGUAGCCUGAGCUAUCUGAGCUAUUCUAACCAGUGUCAUAGGCCAUGCAAGUAGCUAUAUAAGAUAUUGUUACAUAUAGCAGUCUCACUUGGUUAUUGCAUUAUUAUUCUUAUCCUAACUUAUUUCUGUGUAAUAAUAUGGUUCUGAAUGUGAUAUUUUAGAUAGGCUUGGGUAUCUUUAAAACAUGUAAACUUUUUUUUUUUUAAGAUUUUUGUUUGAUAGUUAUAUAUUUUUUUUUUUUGUUUGAUUGUUUUUUCUUUUGUUACUGCGUCAUGGUGCCAAGUAUUGUACACAGCAGACAAAUGUGUGUUUAAGAGUUUGUGCAGUCGGUAGGAGGAAACCGGUCGCUGUAAACCGCGCACUAUUGGACCGAAUAGUGAUAGUAAAUACCACGCUAGGCUGUUUUGAAACGCAGUUUAGUGUGGUGUAGUGCGCGGUUUGGGACGCGGCCUGAGUUGCUCCGUCUAUAUCACCGUUAAUCCGCUUUCACAGCUCGUUAGAGCUUUAAAAUGGCGAUUAGCAGUCGGCCGACAUUUCCUCAUAUCGAUUUUAAUUUAGUACACUACAUAGUUCAGCAGGUAGUUUGAUAUUUGGAUGUCCUUUUUUCUCAUUUGAAUCACCGUAAGUGAGAAUGAAUUCAUGUCGUCGUAAGAGUGGCUUCCCAAACUGGCAUAGCAGACUAAAUAGUGUCAAAUUAGUGCUCUAACUCAAAUGUGACAUAACCUACGACACUGCAGGUCUCUUUAUUUAAUAAAUGUGAGCGUUUGGGGGAAAACAGGGCGUUAUAUAGACGACACGAAUGUAUUUUAUCAGCCAAAAAUUUCAACGUACUGUUUAGUAGUAGCCUACUAUUUAGUACGGUAGUAUGCCAUUCUGGAUUCUGCUCAAUAACCUUUCCCCUUUGCGCCGGUCACGUGAUGCGGUGUGUUCCCUAUGUAAUAACAUAUAGAGCUUGAGCUCCAUGGGUGGCCUGCUGGCCCCUUCAAGCAAUAAAACCAUUAGAACUGAACAA
Molecule: messenger RNA, 3748 nt
Organism: Tachysurus vachellii
Lineage: Eukaryota; Metazoa; Chordata; Actinopteri; Siluriformes; Bagridae
Gene: inpp5a
Product: inositol polyphosphate-5-phosphatase A
Exons: 16
Coding region: 530-1768 (412 amino acids)
Biological process (GO): phosphatidylinositol dephosphorylation
Molecular function (GO): inositol-polyphosphate 5-phosphatase activity
Source: RefSeq, a predicted model, not a curated record